UGCGCCGCUCCUUUCUUUUGAAUUUGAUACUGAUUAUAUCCUCUGUUCAAUGACACUUUUCUUCGGUUCAUCUUGCGGAUCACUGUGUUAUCUGACUUCCACUCGACUCCUACUCUUCCUCUCCACCAUCGCCACCAUCCAAUUCAUCGAAGCUUCCCCCUUCAGACAUUCUGAUUCAACCAGCCAGACUGAUUCAUCCAACCAUCAAUCCUUUCAGCACAAUUUAAACUCAAUAUCAAACAUGGCUUCCAUGAAAGGAUACCUCAAACCAAGGUGUUCGAGAAGCUCUUUAAGCAAUACAAUCUCUCUGCAAGACUGUUAUGGUGCACUCUCUCAGCUCCCAUUCAACGCAUCUGACUCGCUCUCCUUAUCUCGACCAGUCUCUCAAUCAGCUAACACCUGUUCCCUCACCGUCUCCAAGGUGACUGAAAAAAAUGCAGACCCUAGCGAUCAAGCUUCGAUCGUUAAUGUAUAUGCGCCAACGCUUUUCGGUCCAGUGGGACAGAUCUUAACAUCCUGUUCAAAUCAAGCUGGUACUUUAUAUCUCUGGGCCGGAGGUGCAAAUGUUCAAAUCAAAAUAGACAAUUCUGGUUCAACACACACCUAACCUGCAUGCCUGUCUUUGCUUU
Messenger RNA from Puccinia graminis f. sp. tritici CRL 75-36-700-3, 629 nucleotides. RefSeq lists its product as uncharacterized. The coding region runs from base 50 to 607 and encodes 185 amino acids. NCBI's taxonomy places the organism in Eukaryota, Fungi, Basidiomycota, Pucciniomycetes, Pucciniales, Pucciniaceae. The transcript has 6 exons. The record is from RefSeq and is a predicted model, not a curated record.